AUUCUUGCUAUUCAUUACCACCCAGGGCGCGCUCGGCGUGCUUACGCCAAGCAAGACAUGAGCCAAAGAAGGGAGUGAGCCGACCAGAUUGAAUCAACCUCUGAAUGAUUGAGAGAGCGAGAGAGAGAGAGGGAGGAGGCAGAGGGAGCAAACAGAGAGCACCAAGUAACAGUGCCCAACCUGAGAGACAAAACGCAGAGGAAAAUCAGAAGAGCUGCAAACAGUUUAUUUUAUGGGUCUGCAGAGAACAAAAUAAUAACGUUGUCUAUCUUUUUUCUGUAACUAUCGACUGCUAUAACAAACAAUUACAGAAAUGGACCAAAAAAUUGCAGACUUCUCUGGGAUGUGGAAAAUGAAGACUUCUGAAAACUUUGAAGAACUACUGAAAGCGUUGGGUGAGUAUUUUCACGUAGCCACGGGAAGUAGGGGUGCUGAUGGUGCUGCAGCACCCCCUGAAAAAUCAGAAUUAGGUCUAAAAAUAUAUAUUAAUAAAAACAAAAUGUGUUUUUCACAAAAGUAGUGCACUGCGCCUUUUACUAGUAUUAGCAGACCGAUAAAUAAAAAAAUGAUCUGCAUCUCGCUUUGGCAAAAAAGGUAGUUGUAUAAUUAAGAACAGUAUCUUGCAGGAUUCAACAGUUGGAAUUGUAAGAGUUGUUGCCCUGUCCCUUUCUCUGCGAUUAUCAUUGUAAUGGAAUCUAGAGAGAACAAAACCCUGUCCUCAAACAUUUACAUCAAAAGGUGCAAAGUUAUGGGCAAAGACACAAAACAUCCACAUCCAAUAAAAUAUUUUUCUUGACCAAAUAACAUGGAAAACAACCACUUUUUGUGCAGUAUUAAAUUUACCAUCUUUAGAAACCACUUAAUGUAAAUGUACAUUACUGUAUUGUAUAUAGGCUGGUCAUCUAGGUUUGUACCUGUAUACUUUCCAUCGCCAUGAAGAAAAACACUGCACAAUACAGUAACUGAGUACAUAGAGACAUUAGUGGUUUGUGAUGAUGUGAUGAUGUGGCUCAGUUGGUAGAGCAUGGCGUUUGCAAUGCUAGGAUUGUGGGUCCCAUGGGGUCCAGUACGAAAAAGUAUAAAAAAUGUAUGCACUCACUACUCUAAGUUGCUCUGGAUAAGAGCGUCUACUGAAAAGGAAUGAAUCGACCAUUUCAGUUUUCACAUAGAAAUAAGUUGCAUUUGCAAAGUAUUUCAAGAAAAUUGAAAACAUAUAUCAAGCAAGUAUUUUUAUAUUCCACAAGUACUAUCAGAUUAACUGUUUUGUACAGAUAAUUAUCAGACUCAAGUUACAAAUGCUGGUAAACACUCAAAUACAUUUAGUUUAAAAAAAGUAUUUUCAUACUAUUUGAACAUGGACAGAGCCUUUUGGUUAUUACAACUAACAUUCAAAUGUCUUAAUGCAACCUAUCUAGAAAUAUUUUUGUAGUAGACAUGUCUGUAAAUAUAGACUCUUUGAUGUAGACUCAGAUCAUCAUAAAUUCUGCAAAUCACUGUUGCACUUAUUUAUGCAUUUGCAAUUACCUUUUUUCAAUCUAUGGAGUCUUUGUCAGGGAUAUGUCAAGAAUGUGUCAGAAAUGUGGCAAAAAGGAGCAAACACACGAAAAGACCAAAGCAUCCUGAGCAGCAUCCCACUCUGGGCUAUGGGGUGAAAUGUUAAACCAGCUUGGUCUGUGGCCACAUAUACCACUCAAGUGUUUAUACUCCUCUAUGCACAUGUUUGGUUUUAUGGGGAAUUAAUUAAUUAUUAUUUCCAAUAAUGUUCUUGCUUGAUUUAUUGUUUUAAAAGUCCUUUGUUAUCCUUUUUGAAGCACCCAUCCAGCUACACACCCAGUCACCUUCACACACACACACACACACACACACACACACACACACACACACACACACACACACACACACACACACACACACACACACACACACACACACACACACACACACACACACACACACACACACAGAAAGGCCAAAGGAUGGCCAGUCAGUGGCAUCCAUUAAAAUAUAAAGACAAAUAGCCCGUGGAGGAAUGUUAUAUUUUCCCUCAUUUCAAACCAAGUCCUCGUGAGAUUGUAAUUAAAGCCAGUGUAAAUGGAACUAAACCUUAAAAUGGGCCCCCUCAGUCAGCCGGUACUGAGACUGACAUUCCCCCAGUACCCUGGGACUCCUCAACUAACUCGCUCCAGGGGUUUCUCUGUGGGCAACAGCAAUAUUUCCCUCCAAAUAGCAAUUUCGCUCCAAUGAGAAGGUUUGUCUGAUUUUUAUUUAGGGAUAAGAAUGUUACUUUGAAUAGGCGAGAGGAAUGAAAGUCAGUCUGAUGUAACAUCCUGUUAUCUGCAUGUCAGGUCUACGCUAAUCAUCCCUUGAAGUUGAAUGAAUGAGAGCUCUGUCUGAGAUCAAACCCUCCCUCUCCUCUGAUGUCUUUCCCACUACCCAUAAAUCAAUGGCUAUGAAUGAUGGCUGUGAUAUGGCUUUUCAACACAAUGGAUGCAACCCAAAUGGAACCGUAUUCCCUAUAUAAUGCAUUACUUUUCAAAAGCCCCAUAGGGCCCUGGUCAAAAGUAGUGCACUAUGUAGUGAAUAGGGUGCCAUUUAGGACACAUCCAAUGUCUCCAUUCUCAAUCUACUCCUGUGACACCUUAUUGAUCCCCUAUGACCAGGUGUGAACGUGUUUGUCAGGAAGAUAGCCGUGGCUGCAGCCUCCAGACCUGCAAUAGAGAUCACCCAGCAGGGAGAGAGCCUCUCCAUCCAGACCUCCACCAGCAUACGCACCACCCAUGUCUCCUUCACCGUGGGCCAGUCCUUCAUUGAGGACACAGUGGACGGACGCCCCUGCACAGUAACACUCCAUUGAAACACUCUUCAUCUCUACAUAUGUUGCAUGAAAUAUUUUUGUUAUUACUGUACGUGCAUAUUUUGCCAGGACUCAGUGUAUGAAAUCAGGGGUCUGUAUAAGCAUGUGGAAAAAAAUCAGUGUGUAACUUGAUAGUUGUUCUUGGUGAUGGUUUAGUAUUCUCAUUUUCUUUAUGGUUUGUGGAGGGCAGCAACAUAACGCCUAACAGACUUGAAGAAGCAGUAACAUGCCGCAACAGUACUGAGUUCCAAUGCUGGAAAACUCUCAGUUUGUUAUUUUUGAUUAAAACAAAAAAACUAUUCAUAAAUACGAAUACAGAACUUGUUUUUGCGUGGAUUCCACGAUGCGGUUAGCUUUUAACAGCUAGGACCGCUAUUUCUUCUCCUGGAAUCCCGCUUAAGAGACAGGUUGAAGCCUGCUUGACAGAGACGCUAAGCUGCUAGCCAUCAAGCUAACGAAGUUGCUUAAAAAAUGUAAAGUGGUUAUCCCACUGGCUAUAGGGUGAAUGCACCAAUUUGUAAGUCACUCUGGAUAAGAGCGUCUGCUAAAUGACGUAAAUGUAAAUGUAAAUGUAUGUAUGCGGAUGACUCAACACUAUACACGUCAGCUACUACAGCAACUGAAAUAACUGCAACACUUAACAAAGAGUUGCAGUUAGUUUCGGAAUGGGUGGCAAGGAAUAAGUUAGACCUGAAUACUUCCAAAACUAAAAGCAUUGUAUUUGGGUCAAAUCAUUCACUAAACCCUAAACCUCAACUACAUCUCGUAAUGAAUAAUGUGGAAAUUGAGCAAGUUGAGGUGACUAAACUGCUUGGAGUAACCCUGGAUUGUAGACUGUCAUGGUCAAAGCAUAGCUAAGAUGGGGAGAAGUAUGUCCAUAAUUAAGCGCUGCUCUGCCUUCUUAACAACACUAUCAACAAGGCAGGUCCUACAGGCCCUAGUUUUGUCGCACCUAGACUACUGUUCAGUAGUGUGGUCAGGUGCCACAAAGAGGGACUUGGGAAAAUUGCAGUUGGCUCAGAACAGGGCAGCAUGGCUGGCCCUUUAAAGUACAUGGAGAGCUAACAUUAAUGACAUGCAUGUCAGUCUCUCCUGGCUCAGAGUGGAAGAGAGAUUGACUUCAUCACUGCUUGUUUUUGUAAGAGGUGUCGACAAGCUGAAUGUACCGAGCUGUCUGUUUGGAAUACUGGCACACAGCUCGGACAGCCAUGCAUACCCCACAAGACAUGCCACCAGAGGUCUCUUCACAGUCCCCAAGUCCAGAACAGACUAUGGGAGGCGCACAGUACUACAUAGAGCCAUGACUACAUGGAACUCUAUUCCACAUCAGGUAACUGAUGCAGUAGAAUCAGAUUUUAAAAACUGGUAAAAAUACACCUUAUGGAACAAUGGGGACUGUGAAGAGACACACACAAGGGUAUAGACACAUGCAUACAUUUGACAUUUUAGUCAUUUAGCAGACGCUCUUAUCCAGAGCGACUUACAGUUAGUGAGUGCAUACAUUUUCAUACUGGCCCCCCUUGGGAAACGAACCCACAACCCUGGCGUUGCAAGCGCCAUGCUCUACCAACUGAGCUACACGGGGCCUACGCACACAUAUGCACACAUUGUGAUAUUGUUGUAUGGUGGUAUUAAACAUUUUGUAUUGUAGAUAGGUAGUGGCGUAAUAAUGUCAUAUGAUGUACUGUUUUAUAUUUUGUUUGAUAUGUAAUGUAAGUGCUUUAAUAUGUUUGGACCCCAGGAAGAGUAGCUGCUGCCUUGGCAACAGCUAAUGGGGAUCCCUAAUAAAUAUAAAUACAAAUGAGAAGCCUCAGGUCACACACAGAUCUACUGUGUCUUUCUAUCUAACCACUUCACUGUAACAUGCAGGGUCACUUAUUCAAUCCUUGCAUGGCCUACUUCCUAUGUCCUCCAGAGUACCCCUCGCUGGGAGACAAAUAGCAAGAUCAGCUGUGAGCAGACUUUGCAGAAAGGGGAGGGCCCUAAGACUGCCUGGACCCGUGAAGUGACCAAUGAUGGUGAACUGAUUUUGGUAAAGCAUACAUUUUUAUUGCCUACAAACGGUGAUCCUAUUCCUGUAUUGACAUGUUCAGCUUUAACUGUGUUUGGGGGAAAAAUAUGUGUUGAUUUAUCUGAGUUGUGAAUUCAUUUUGUUGUCAUUUCUUUUCAGACAAUGAGCGCUGGAGAUGUCGUGUGCACCAGAGUGUAUCAACGAGAAUGAAAUACUUUCAAGACUGUCAAACAUGUAAUUUUGUGUAACGUUUUUCAAAUAUUUUAUUUCUACCUGUUCCGUUUGCUUAUUUAAUCUUCCAGUCAUUCAGAUUGUGGUUAACAAGACGUCAGUUGUGUGUGUUUUGUCAGACAGAGUUUGACUGUUGUGAAAGCCUUGUGCCAGUUUAUUUUCCUGUAUAAUGUUCUCGUAUUAGCUUGUAAUGGUUUUGUAAUGUUAUCAUUGUUCCUCCACAACUAAAGCUGUAUUUAUUCUCAGUAUACCGCAUGAAAACCCUAUCUGUAUUUUUCUUCAAAAUGUCUUAUCAAAGCAACUGUAAACCAUCCUCAUCAAACAAACUGUGUUGUUAAAACAAUUAUAAAUUGAUCAUGUAUUUACAAAACCUGAUUUUAUUAGCUUUGUGAAACUGAUUUAAACCAAGACCUUGUCCAUCAUCGCUGUUCUGACUUUCUCGCUCCAUACUACCUCCUUCCUACUUCUCCUCUUCCCCUGCCUAAGAUCUUUGUAUGCAUCCCUCCCUUGUUUUUCCUCCCUCCCUGCAACUUGCCCUCUCCUUCUCUCCUCCACACCCUUUCCUCUCCAUCCUCCUCCUUGUCCUCUAUGUGCUCUCUUUCCUCAUCCCUCACCAUUUGUCCAUUUAGAAUUUUAAAACUCCCAAAGAGAAUCCAUAUUUUAUGUACACCACUGUGUCUGAAAGACAUUUGGCAAGAACAAGGGGAAAAACUGGGAGUGGUAGGGAAAGAGUGAGGGACCAUAAGAAAAUAAUUUCAUAUUGAGAACAGUACUAUUCCCUCCGCUUUCCUUCCCAGCUGUACCUAAUUACAGUAUGAGCUCACUAAAAGGUUCCCCACCCCCUCUUCCCUGGACUCGGCCCGCACCCAGUUACAAAGGCUAAAAUGACUGCCUCUGAUUUGUGUGCGGACACUUGUAGCUGCUCUCCCACUCACCUCUGAACUGGACAGCCAAAAUAAAAAAGUCACACCUACAUUAACACUCAUACUUGGGAGGACGGAUCAGUUGUUAGAAAAUAAUGGAUUGAAGAAUGGAUUGAACAUACCCCAGAAUCCAGCUUGCUGUGAAAUACAGUGCAGGGUCUCUCAUGCACUUCCUGAGGAGAGAGAGCACUUACUCGAUCCAUAGGAAGUUUUGUUUUUUCCAGAUUAGCAGACGGUGUGCCAAGGGUCCCAAAUGGCAUCCUAUUGCCUUUAUAGGGCUCUGGUCAAAAG
This is a messenger RNA of Coregonus sp. 'balchen', 6310 nucleotides long. NCBI's taxonomy places the organism in Eukaryota, Metazoa, Chordata, Actinopteri, Salmoniformes, Salmonidae. The record is from the annotation of a GenBank genome assembly.